AAGAGUGAUAGUUAUGUGGCCAGCUACCUACUCCUAUCUGUUUUUCUUUUCUGUUAAAAAUUGAAGAUUCCUCUCAUUUUCUUUAGUUAAAAAUUGCAUGGCGGGCCCUGGAAGUUCUGAGUUUGAUCCAGAAUCUAUCAUUUCUUACAAAUUUCCCGAGACUUCAUAUACUUACACUGAAAGGGAUGCCGCUAUUUAUGCCUUAGGCAUCGGAGCAUGUGGAAAGGAUGCUGUUGAUGACAAAGAGCUCAAAUAUGUCUAUAAUGCAGAUGGUCAGGAAUUCAUCCAGGUCUUGCCAACUUUUGCUGCUCUGUUCCUUCAUGGAGUAAUUGCAGAAAUUGCAAAGAUUCCGGGCUUGCAAUAUGAUCCGCACCGUCUACUGCACGGACAACAAUACAUUGAAAUCUACAAGCCACUUCCUUCUAGUGGUUGUAUACUAAACAAAGUGAGCGUUGCAGGAUUGCACGACAAAGGUAAAGCAACUCUUCUUGAAAUUGAAUUUGUAAGUUACGAGAAAGAGUCUGGUGAACUGCUGUGCAUGAACCGGAUGUCUAUUUAUUUGAGAGGUGUGGGUGGCUUCUCAAAGUCAUCUCGGCCUUAUUCUUACUCUAGAAAUCCAAGUAGUCAAACUGCUUUCCCUAAAAUCCCCCAAAGUCAACCUUUUGCUAUUUUGGAGGAAUGUACGCAAGCAUCGCAGGCUUUGCUGUUUACUCUAUCUGGUCAGUUCGAUCCCUUGCAUUCAGAUCCUAUGGUUGCAAAUAUUGCAGGAUUUUCUCGCCCGAUAUUGCAUGGGCUGUGCACACUUGGAUUUGCAGUUAGGGCUAUCAUUGGACGUAUUUGCCGAGGUGACCACACCUUGAUCAAGAGCAUAUCUGGCAGAUUUUUGCUACACGUCUAUCCAGGUGAAACCUUAAGCACAGAAAUGUGGCCUGAAGGCUCGAGAGUCAUAUAUCAGGUGAAGGUUAAAGAACGCAACAGGGCAGUUCUUUCGGGAUUUGUUGAUCUUGAUCGUGUUAAUUCGUCUCUGUGAUUUUUCAUGUCGUUCCAAGGAGAGGGCACCUUAAUUAUUUGUAUUCCUAUAUCUAAAUAAAAUGCAUUCUGGAUUUAUAGACGUUUAUAAGUCCAUCAUGAUUUUAGUGCACUCACAAGGAGGACGUUGUGAUCAUAUCGUUCUCGUGCUUGGGUCAUUUGUAUUAUUAAAAUCAGAAAAGUAUGAACUCUUGAUUUCAUGAA
This is a messenger RNA of Lycium ferocissimum, 1233 nucleotides long. RefSeq names its product enoyl-CoA hydratase 2, peroxisomal-like. Bases 98 to 1030 code for a protein of 310 amino acids. NCBI's taxonomy places the organism in Eukaryota, Viridiplantae, Streptophyta, Magnoliopsida, Solanales, Solanaceae. The record is from RefSeq and is a predicted model, not a curated record. Gene Ontology annotation, cellular component: peroxisome. The transcript has 11 exons.